Messenger RNA from Indicator indicator, 1339 nucleotides. It is a transcript of the gene ZNF704, whose product is annotated as zinc finger protein 704. NCBI's taxonomy places the organism in Eukaryota, Metazoa, Chordata, Aves, Piciformes, Indicatoridae. Gene Ontology annotation, biological process: regulation of transcription by RNA polymerase II. Gene Ontology annotation, cellular component: nucleus. Gene Ontology annotation, molecular function: DNA-binding transcription factor activity; RNA polymerase II cis-regulatory region sequence-specific DNA binding. Bases 16 to 1254 code for a protein of 412 amino acids. The transcript has 8 exons. The record is from RefSeq and is a predicted model, not a curated record.
AGCAUCAAGCGUGAAAUGACCUUCCCUGCAUUUCAACAGGAGGAUGUAAAAAGUGACAUCAGUCAAAAACUGCCAGACCAACAGUUUCUCCUGUUUGCUACAAAGGAGGAAGAUUUAAAAACAGCAGAGACCAAAAAACCAAACAGAGCUCAUGAGUAUGAAAAGGAAAACACUCGUUCUGUUUGUCUUCUGGAACAGAAGCGCAAGGUUGUUUCUUCAAAUAUUGAUGUGCCUCCAGCAAGAAAAUCUUCAGAAGAACUGGACAUGGAUAAAGUAACAGCAGCCAUGGUACUCACCAGUUUAUCCACCAGCCCUUUGGUCCGCAGCCCUCCUGUCCGACCCAACGAAUCCCUAAAUGGAUCUUGGAAAGAAGGAGGAUUUGUGCCUUCUAGUACCAGCAGCAGUGGAUACUGGAGCUGGAAUGCUCCCAGUGACCAGUCCAACCCAUCCACCCCAUCUCCACCUCUGUCAGCUGAUAGUUUCAAAGCUUUUCGGACACCUUCCCAGCCAGAUGAUGGUAUUGAUGAAGCUGAAACAAGCAACCUUCUCUUUGAUGAACCCAUUCCUAGGAAGAGAAAGAACUCCAUGAAGGUGAUGUUCAAAUGCCUGUGGAAAAACUGUGGGAAGGUACUGAGCACAGCUGCAGGGAUUCAGAAACACAUACGGACCAUUCACCUUGGACGUGUAGGAGAGUCUGACUACAGUGAUGGAGAGGAGGAUUUUUACUAUACAGAAAUCAGGCUCAACACGGACUCAGUAGCUGAUGGCUUAAGCAGUCUUUCCCCAGUCUCUCCAUCUUUAGCGUCUCCACCUUCCUUUCCCACCCAAGAUGCAAUCCGUCCUGAAACUUCUUGUGCCAAAACCGAGACAAAAUUGAUGACACCUCUGAGCCGCUCAGCUCCUACCAACCUCUACCUCGUACACACGGACCACGCUUACCAGGCCACUCCUCCGGUGAACAUUCCAGGGUCAGCAAAAUUCACUCCCAAUGGCAGUAGCUUUAGCAUCUCCUGGCAGUCACCUCCAGUUACCUUCACUGGCAUUCCAGUCUCACCAACUCAUAAUCGUCCUGCAGGGAUUGGAGAGCAGAAACAGUCCCACACAGUUCUUUCAUCACCGCCUAGAGUAGCAUUUGGCUUGAGGAAGCCUAGAGGGGAGGGGAAAAAGUGUCGGAAGGUCUAUGGGAUGGAGAACAGAGAUAUGUGGUGCACUGCCUGCCGAUGGAAGAAGGCCUGCCAAAGGUUCAUCGACUAAAGAUUACGAUUAUGCAGAGGAUUUGGGGGUGGGGGAGGACAACAGCAGAACCAGGCUGCUGCAGCUGCACUGUAUUACUUCCCAU